UGUCUGGCCAAUCAGACCACAUGGUUCAAGGAAAGUCAAGCGAGCUGUGCGGAAGAGACACUUAAGCUGAAAUAACUGACCGUAAACUUUAUUUCUUAUUCUCAUAUGUUCUAUGGUUAUUCUGUCUUGAAGAUGAAUAGUGUUGGAGAGGGCUGCACUGAUCUAAAACGGGAAUAUGACCAGUGUUUUAACCGUUGGUUUGCUGAGAAAUUCUUGAAGGAAGAUCGAAGCGGUGAUCCCUGUACCGAAAUGUUCAAGAAAUAUCAGCACUGUGUCCAGAAGGCCAUCAAAGAAAAGAACAUUCCCAUUGAUGGUGUAGAAUUCAUGGGCCCCAAUAAAGAGAAACCAGACAGCUGACAGAUGCGAUGGAUGAUCUCCCCAACAACGUUAUGCUCUGUGACUCACUUGCAAUGCUCACUGGGCUUGCCAUGGACAGGGUUUCCACCCUUUUAUCUUGGAUUGGGUUUUGUUUAAGGUCACUGUCCUUCUAAUGUGGAGACUAAUGAGCAUUCAUAUGAAGGCUCCAACAUGCUAAAUUACAUGACGAUGGGUUUUGUAAUUUGUAUGUUGGGCAUGGAUUACAAGUGGAAGCUAUGAAUCCAGACAUUUGAGUCAGGCCAAUAAAUGUCACAUCAGAUACUCAUUCAUUGUAAAGGACUAUGAUGCUUUGCAAAGGGAGUUUCAUUUUUUUCAGUUAUAGAAUUAUUGACACCUACUAUAAGAAUGUCCCUCAAGACAAAUGAAGGCAUUAAUAUGGAAGCAUUGGGCUAGAAGAGAAAGCUCAAACAAGGACAUUUAUUUGGUUUACACUGUGCAAGAGCAGAUGUUGUUUCUAUCUUGCUCCAUUGCACUUCAGAGUUUUCAGUGUAUGAUUUUUCUCUCUCUGUGUAUGAUGCAAUGUAAUGCUGUGAUUGACAUGUACAUUGACAAAACAAUAAAUAGGAGAAUCAUGUUCCAUUA
Salvelinus fontinalis (brook trout) is the source of this 960-nucleotide messenger RNA. Its product is annotated as TP53-regulated inhibitor of apoptosis 1-like. The transcript is spliced from 2 exons. The coding region runs from base 106 to 357 and encodes 83 amino acids. Lineage: Eukaryota; Metazoa; Chordata; Actinopteri; Salmoniformes; Salmonidae. The record is from RefSeq and is a predicted model, not a curated record.